UAAACAGUGGUUUUAUAAAUAUGUGUGACAUAUAGAGUUGAAGGCAAGCACGUGGCCGUUAUUUCACACAUAUUCAACCGCAAAUAUUUCGCUGGGCUGUUGCUAAUGAGCCACACUUGUAGCAGGAUCUAUGUACUGUACUACUGCAGUAGUACUACUACUUCCUCUACUACGCAGUAUUUUUUUAUUUACUGCGCUGGCUUUGUCCUCAGUGUGAGUCGUUACUGUUUAUCCUUGAGGUCGAGCUGCACGGCCAGAUCACAUUUCCCCCGUAGUUUUUCUCCCAAAUGCCUCCCAAGAGAGACGCAGGAACGACCUCAGCACAGCCGCCAAUGAAGAUGAUAAAGCUCAGCUCAGAUGCGCCGGAGUUCGGAUGUGAUCCAGUGGAGGAUAAAUACAGGCUGCCCGAAGAGUCCAGCUACUCACCCUUUCCCAACAAUGAGAAUGACACCAUUGAAUUUGAUGAGGAGAAUAUUUCAAGUCCAGGAAUCAGAACAGACACCAUCAGUCUCCUGAUGAAAAUAGAGCAGCUGCAGGCUCAGCUCAAGUAUGAACGCAGGUGUAGGAUUCUGGCCGAGAGAGAGCUGAGGGAGAUGAAAGAGAUGAACAAUCUCAUGAUGCAGAUGAGACACACGGCACAUGAAUUACGAGUUACCCUGGAUCACGUUCUCCAUGGAGGCGAGGCAGGAGUCGGGCCACAAAACUCUCAGGAUGAAAGCACUUGCUCUUUCCUGGCUCAGUCUGAUGCAGAGAUGAGAGCAGUUCACAAUAUCCCAGAGGAUGACCAGAACCUGCUGUUUCUCGCCGAGAAUCUCCGAGUCCCCAGAAACCUCUAUGAGCGUAUUGCAGAGAUCGCAGACUACAAGAAAUACACUUCAGCGCUGCUGAUGAUACUUUUUGACAGAGAAACAUUAGCCACACACUCUCUGCAGGGCCGGAGGAACACCUUCACAGGAGAGGACUGCCACAAGCCGCAGCUACCGCCUGAGAUCCUCAGGAGUAUAAUUGAUCAUGUGGCGGACAAGUUUGGUGUUGAUUGCAGUCAAAUAAAAACGGCAAUCCGGACAAAGCUGAAUAAUGAGGACAAACUAUUAAAGAAGAGGAUGGGUUUGGUUAAAACUGAAAACAAAGCAAUCAUCGAUCAAAGCUUUUGCCACGGUGCUUCACUCCUGCCGGAAAAUGAAGCAAUGGGGAAUGACUCUCAGUUAUAACACUUCAGCUCUGCCUUCAUUUGUUCAACGUGUUACAGAUGCAUUUAUUUAAUCCACGUCUAGUUUAGUAAAGGAACCUAGAGCUUGUAAUUCAAUUAAUGUUUUCAGACUUCUUCCCUUUUUACUUAGAUUUUUGUCAAUGAUAUUAUGAUCAUGUGUGCAGACCGUGUCAAGUUUAACCCAGUAAUCUUCCAAGUCACUGAACAAUACUGUUAAAUGUGUGUAGUCAACAACCAAAAGUUUGUAUUUAAUCCGAUGUGACUGUGUCUGAACAGCAGCUUUGUCAAGUUGAUCCUAGUCAAACAUUUCUAGUAUAUUUUAAUAGAAUUGAAAGUAGUAAAUGUUUGAAAUGUUCAAAAUGUUAAGCGAUCUUGCUGUACCGUGUUGUUCUUUACAAAAUGUGCAAUACAUGUACUAGUACUAUG
This is a messenger RNA of Solea senegalensis (Senegalese sole), 1636 nucleotides long. RefSeq lists its product as uncharacterized. The coding region runs from base 288 to 1211 and encodes 307 amino acids. Gene Ontology annotation, cellular component: nucleus. The record is from RefSeq and is a predicted model, not a curated record. Lineage: Eukaryota; Metazoa; Chordata; Actinopteri; Pleuronectiformes; Soleidae. Gene Ontology annotation, molecular function: DNA binding; transcription corepressor activity. The transcript has 6 exons. Gene Ontology annotation, biological process: negative regulation of Notch signaling pathway; positive regulation of neuron differentiation.